UAGAGCUCAUUCGUUAUGGAAGUGCACAGUAUUGGUCAGAGCGACUGGCAUGUUGAGGUGGGCCUGCUAAGGAAAGAGGUGGGCCUGCUAAAGCAAUGGGCCUGUAUGGAGGAGACGAGACGGAUAGAGAGACAGAAGAUGGAGAUGUAUGGACAGAAGGUGUUGCAGGAGGUGGAGAGGGACAGACUUGAGAGGAUGAAGAGGGAGGAGAAGAAGGAGCUUGCAAAAAUAAAUCAGAUGAAGGAUGAAGAGUUGCUGUUAAUGGAAAUUAGAAUGAGGGAAAGGGAGAGAGAGAUGGAGGAGGAAAGUAGGAGGUUCAAGGAGAAAUCUGAGAGGCAGAAGGUAGAGAAACAGAUGGAGCUCCAGAAGAAGAGACAGGAAGAGAGAGAUGAGUGGGAGAUAUCUAAAAAGAAGAGAAUGGAGGAAUGGAAAGAGUUUUACAGGAAGGAAGAAGACUACCGAAAGGAAGAGGAAUGGAUGAAAGCAGAAAGGAAGGCAAAGAGAAAGGUGGAAGAAGGAAAGAGAAAGAUGGGAGAAGAACAACAGAUGCUGAAAAAGCAAGCCAGGCUAACGGAGACACUGAGUGAUGGAAAGAGAAGAGACCUGGAAGAGAGAAAGGAAGAUGAAAAUAAUAUGGGAGAAAAGUGUGUGAAGGAAGCAAGGGAAAGAGACAGGAGAGAGCUCCUGAAAGAAAAGAGGCGGAGACAGAUUGCAGAAGAAAAUUUGACACACAUGGAGAAACAAAUGAUGGAGAGGGAGGGGGAGAGAGAACGAGAAGAGGAAAGAAAGCAUGAGGAGGAAAUGAAAAUGAAGAAACUGGAAGAGGACCUAAUGAAAGAAAAGAAGCAGAGACAGAUUGCAGAAGAAAAUAUGACACACAUGGAGAAAAAAAUUAGAGAGCUGGAGGAGAGGGAGGAGGACAGGAAGAGAGAAUUUGAGAGUCAGAUUAGACAAGAUAUGAGAAUAAGAGAAGAGGAAAGAAAGCAUGAGGAGAAAAUGAAAAUGAGGAAACUGGACGACAUGAAGAAUGAAAUGUUAGGAAAAAUUAGAGAGUUGGAGGAGAGGAUGAUAAAGAUGGAAAGACAGCAUGCAGAGAAGACCACAAUGGAGGAGGAGAAAGAGGAAAGAAAGAGGGUGGAAGACACAGUGAGGAUGGAAGAGAUAAAAAAGACAACCUUGGAUGUUUGGAAAUUUCACUUUGGAAGUCAUGAAUGUCCGAAGACUGACGAUAGCAAAAAUGAGGAAACACCAGACUGUGAAAACAGUGCAGAUGAGAAGAAAGACAACAGUGUAGGUGUACGGCAAGAUAGUGACACAUCUGUGAUCGAGGAAAUCAACCCAAAACACGAAGAGAGGGAUGGCGACCAGAAUGAUGACCCCAAGAGUGAUGGGAAGAAAUACAGAAAAGACAGACAAAGAGAAAAAUGA
Messenger RNA from Salvelinus sp. IW2-2015, 1428 nucleotides. Its product is annotated as golgin subfamily A member 6-like protein 22. The record is from RefSeq and is a predicted model, not a curated record. Lineage: Eukaryota; Metazoa; Chordata; Actinopteri; Salmoniformes; Salmonidae.